AGAAUGAUGGCAUCAGCUGCUCGAGCCAUCGCUUUGUCACAUGAUCUUGUCUUAGGCGACUGCAAGGAAGCAGAGUGUUAGCAAGAUCGAGCUCGAGCGUUCGCAUUCAGGAAAGCGGGCUCGCAGUUCAUUUGCAAAAAUAAAAAGAAUAAUUCGUAUCGUGGGAGUUUUUCCUAACACAUCCUUGUGUUACGGUUAGAGAGCGGACUAUCUAGCGAAAGCAAUAUGAAUGGGCAUGCUCUUUUCUACACGGGGGUCACUUUGGCCUUCUGGAGUACCCUUAUUAUUGUCGGUACAUGUUAUACAAUAUUUGAUCUUGGAUUUCGAUUUGAUGUGGCUUGGUUCUUGACAGAAACAACACCAUACAUGUGGGCGAAUCUGGGUAUCAGCCUGGCUAUUUCUUUAUCUGUUGUUGGUGCUGCUUGGGGCAUUUAUAUCACUGGGUCCAGCAUUAUAGGUGGUGGAGUGAAAGCUCCCAGGAUUAAAACAAAAAAUCUUGUCAGCAUCAUUUUCUGUGAAGCUGUUGCCAUCUAUGGAAUUAUUAUGGCAAUUGUCAUCAGUAACAUGGCUGAGAGCUUUUCUGGAAGUACACCUGAUACAAUUGGGGCAAAGAAUUACCAAGCAGGGUAUUCUAUGUUUGGUGCUGGCUUAACAGUGGGCUUCUCCAACCUUUUCUGUGGGGUUUGUGUGGGUAUUGUUGGAAGUGGAGCUGCACUUGCUGAUGCUCAAAAUGCCAGCCUUUUUGUAAAAAUUCUCAUUGUGGAAAUUUUUGGAAGUGCCAUUGGCUUAUUCGGUGUCAUUGUUGCAAUUUUACAGACAUCUAAAGUGAAGAUGGGAGACUAGAAGACUUUGGGGGGGAAAAAAUGCAGUUCACAGGACUUCCAGAAAAUUUCACUGCUCUGGAGAUGAUAGACAAAUUAAUUGUAUAUAUUUAUUUAAAUGUUAAUUUUUUCCAUUACACGUUGUGACUGGUUUUUAACCCAUCAUUUGUUGAAGAGUGAUGGAAUUCUGAAAUAAUGACCAUGAUGUGAGAUCGUUGAUAAAGUGUGUUUGUAUUCUGUUGUCUUAAAGUUGUGAAAGUUUAUUCUAUGGAUAAUAAGCAUUAAGUACACCUCCCCUUAAAUAUUAUUUUCUCAUGCUAAGAAAAUAUCGAUAACUUAUUAAAUUGUUUUUUUAUUCAUUACCCAAAUAAUUACCAUAUAAUUUAACAGAAAAAUGUGUAUGAACGUGUUUGCACUAUCACGUUAGUUUUCAUUUACAAUCUGUUCUUAAAAUGAUGGCGAAGGUGCCCAAGUAGUCUCCAAAUGCUUAAGAUUAAAUUUAAAAUGUAAAAAGAAAAACAAAAAAAUAGUGUUAAAAAGUAUUAACAGGUGAUUGCUACAAAACUGUAGGAUAAUUAUAAAAAGGAGGAAACUCUUGAAAUCAUCCCUUAGGUUUCACAAUUGUAUUACACUGGGGGUGGGGGGUAUUUGGUAAAUUGUUCUGAAAAAUAACAAUUACAUCAGGGGAAACACAUUGCCCAUUCAUUUUUUGAUGUGGAUAUGUGGAUUUAUUUAUUGAAGUAAAUUUACUAGAUUUUUUAAUGGAAUUAAGACCCUCCUUUUGUAUAUUUCUGCAGUACAUUCAUGUAGCAUGUUAAGUCUUAUAACUGAGUGUAUUUAGAGUAAUUUGUGUGGACUCCAAAUAAUUCAAAUGAGAUAUUAUUCAGCAAGUGUGUGAAGCAUCUUUCUGUAUGAAUGGUUAGCAACUGCUGAUGACCAAAUUACCAUGUUAGGAUAGAACUAAAAGUAACCCAAUGUAUAAUAUCUUGAAAGUGAAUAAUAUAUUGUAAAGUGUGCUAUUGUGCUGUCGCAGUAUUUAGGAAUUUUGUUUCAUUUUACAAAAAAAUUAUACAUUUCUGCAGAACAUUUUGACAUAAACUAUUUUAACAAAAAGCUUGCAUUUUAUUUGGAAACUAAUAUAGUUGUUCUGGGCCCAUUUUUAAGUUGUUUCUGCUCUGGUUUUUAAUCAGUCUAAAGUAUAUAUUGGAAAAUCAUGAGCAUUGUGAAAGAUGCAGAAUGACUGCAGGAUUUUUAUAAUUAACCAAAUUUCUGAUGGGGGAAGCCCUGUAUUGAGAGGAUGGCAUAAUGUAACUUUAAAGUUUAGGACUGUGUAAGUUAUAGUUAUAUGGUCUUCUGUGUAAUUUUAAUCAGCUGUAAAAGAUUGAAAGCAGAUACAUAUAUUUGAGAAACUAUGUACAAAAUAGUACCACACUUCAAUGAGUUUUAUACUGUUUUUAUUUUUGAAAAGUUAAUAUUUAUUUAAAUAAUUACAAACCAUGAAUAAUACUACAAAACAAAAACAUCAAAUUCUUUUUUUGUAUUUGUCUCAUUAUAGCGAAUCAUCCAAAAUAUGUGUAUCUGUGCAUAAAAUGAAAUUUCAUUUAGGAUUAAUAAUGCAUGUAUUCAGUACCUGUCAUGAUGUUAAUGGUGCACUUUAUUUUCUCAAUGUUUUUUUGCUGCAUGUACCUGCCUGUGAGGAAGCAAACGUUCAGUUUUGUUUUAAAUGGCAACAAGCACGGUGUUUAAGUUCAACACGGUUGUUUGGAAGUAAAUUUUUCUUGGUUCUGUUUACUGUGAGGUGGGAAAAAAGUUGCACCUUUUAACAUAAAAUUGUGAUGUUUUUUUGUUUCAAUACUGUGAAAGGUGAAGCUAUACUGAUAACACAGCUCUCAGAUUUGCUUUGCCUUAUAUUUCAUGCAAAUCAUUUUAGUUUUAAUGUGGCAUACAGACAUGUCAGAGAAUUGAUCACACUCUGCAUCAUUCUUACCAUCAUACAAGGGCAAACCUAUACAGGAACCACUUUGCAUCUUCAACCCCUAAAGAAGUUAAUGCAGAAAAAUAAAUGUUAUAAAUAGUUGUUAAACUCCUUUCAAUCAAUUUAAAUGUAUGUGUUCUUUAGUUUUACAUUAUUAUUUCUUUCAAUGCUGCAAUUUUAAAUUCAAAUAGAUAUAUAUUUUAAAGGUAUUCUUAAAUUUUUGUGUAUCCAAAACAAACAGUGGUUGGAAUAUUUUCUUAAGUAGUUUUUCUUCCCCUUUAGUAGAGUCAGAAUUUAAACUAGAUGGCUCCACAGUCAGUUACCAGUUUUCUCUUUUAGCUAGUUAACUUUAUGUUGCUGCUUUGAGUUAUUUUUUACAUAGCACAAAAUUGGAUAUGUGCAAAUUAGACAUUUUUGUUUUUGCUGUUUGUCAAACUUAUUUGUUGGUUGCAUUCCUGAAAAAGAAUCUGGACGCUUAGUAAUGUUUUUUUUUUAAAAAAAAAAAACUUCAUAAAAAAUGUUGAAUUUGAAUAUACCUAAUCCCGUGUUUCCUUUUUUGUUUUAAACAGUAAUUGGCUUAAUUAUAUAUAGCAUAAUUCAUGUAAAUGAAAAAAACAAGGUUGUGUUAUGAAAUGAGACCACCUAUUGUUAAUACGUUCUGUCUCAUUGACGAGACUUGCCUCAUCCAAACAUUUUUGUAACAUGUUGCUGUGAAAAAAAUGGUGUAGCAUAUGAUCAGUGGAAAGAUAUUUUCUUGUAUUGAAUAGAUUAAUGAAACAUCCCAAGUUUGAAAUUGA
Molecule: messenger RNA, 3593 nt
Organism: Erpetoichthys calabaricus (reedfish)
Lineage: Eukaryota; Metazoa; Chordata; Cladistia; Polypteriformes; Polypteridae
Gene: atp6v0b
Product: ATPase H+ transporting V0 subunit b
Exons: 8
Coding region: 226-843 (205 amino acids)
Biological process (GO): proton transmembrane transport
Cellular component (GO): proton-transporting V-type ATPase, V0 domain
Molecular function (GO): proton-transporting ATPase activity, rotational mechanism
Source: RefSeq, a predicted model, not a curated record